Messenger RNA from Acanthosepion pharaonis, 744 nucleotides. Lineage: Eukaryota; Metazoa; Mollusca; Cephalopoda; Sepiida; Sepiidae. The record is from the annotation of a GenBank genome assembly.
AUGUCUGAUGGCAACAGAUUUUUGUUGACACGUUCUUUGUUUCUUAUCUUUCUUUCUCUCUUUCUUUCUCUCUUUCUCUCUCUCUCUUUCUUUCUCUCUCUUUCUCUCUCUUUCUCUUUUUUUUCAUUACUCUUUUCUUCUUCAAUUCUGCUUCAAUUUUUUUUACAUAUAUCUGUUUCUGUUUAUUUCCUUUCUUCUCUCUUUCCUUUCUUCUCUCUUUCCUUUCUUCUCUCUUUCCUUUCUUCUCUCUUUCCUUUCUUCUCUCUUUCCUUUCUUCUCUCUUUCCUUUUUCUUCUUCUCUUUCUCUUUCCUUUUCCUUCCUUUCUUCUCUUUUUUCUCUCUUCUCUCUUUUUUCCUUUCUUUUCUCUUCCUUUCUCUCUUCUUUUCUCUUUUUUCUCUCUUCUCUUUUUCUCUCUUCUCUUUUUCUCUCUUCUCUUUUUCCUUUCUUUCAUUCCUUCCUUUCUCUGUUACUUUUUGUUCCGUUAUUUCUUUCUCUGUUUCCUUUCUUUCCUUCCUCCCACCUUUCUUUCCCCUUCCUUUCUUCCCUUCCUUUCCUUCCCUUCCUUUCUUUCCCCUUCCUUUCUUUCCCCUUCCUUUCUUUCCCCUUCCUUUCUUCCCCUUCCUCUCUUCCUCUUCCUCUCUUCUUUGUUCCUUCCUUCUCUUUACUUCUUUCCUUCCUUCCUUCCUUCCUUCUACACUUCAUUAUCCCCUUCUUUUUCUUUAUUCUUCCCUUCUUUCCUUUAA